Molecule: messenger RNA, 1674 nt
Organism: Ostertagia ostertagi
Lineage: Eukaryota; Metazoa; Nematoda; Chromadorea; Rhabditida; Trichostrongylidae
Source: the annotation of a GenBank genome assembly
AUGGUUAAUAUACAGUUGCCCAUAUACCUCGGUGAACUUAUCGACAAAAUGGUUCAGAUCAUCAAAGAUCAAUCAAAGGGACUGGAGACUGAUUUAAAUAUUAUUAAGCCUGAAGCGAUCAAGCUUGUCCUGUGUUAUACUGCUCAGGCAGUACUUACAUUCUGUUAUAUAACUUUCCUAACCAUACUUGGAGAGCGCAUGGCUGCUGACCUUCGUGUCAAGUUGUUCAAUCGACUACUUAUCAUGGACAUGGCCUUUUACGAUAGCCAGAGGACAUCUGAACUGUCGGCCCGAUUGAAUAGUGAUGUACAAGAGUUUAAAAGCUGCUUCAAACUCACUGUUGCUCAAGGAUUGCGAACACUUACUCAGGUUGCCGGUUGUGUUAUUUCACUUAUUCAAAUUUCUCCACAAAUGACAUUAUACACUGUGUCAGCCGUUCCCAUAGUCAUUACAUUCGGUGCAUUGUUUGGAGCAUUGUUGAGGAGCCUCAGCAGAAGAGCCCAAGCUCAGUCUGCCGUAGCAGCUUCUGUCGCGGAUGAAGCCUUUGGAAAUAUUCGAACAGUCCGAGCUUUUGCCAUGGAGGAGCAAGAAUCACGACUAUUUGAAAGAGAAGUUCGGAAGGCUUGUGCAAUGCAGGAGUGGUUGGGGAUGGGCAUAGGAUUGUUUCAAGGUGCUACCAAUUUCUUCUUGAAUGGGAUCGUUCUAUCGGUCCUUUAUGGUGGCUCUUCUCUCAUAAAAGAAGGGAAGAUGACUCCCGGAGAGCUUGAUGGCAUUCCUUGUAACCGCACAAACGAUUCAGAGUUUGUUAACCUUCAUCCGAGCAUACGAAAUGACGACGGUGUUUGUAUUGCGUAUCACUCGCUCUGUGGCGAAGUUCGGUUUGAGAAUGUGGCAUUCGCAUAUCCGACCAGACCACAUCACCAGGUCUUCGAGUGCUUGAACCUUACAAUACCAGCUGGUAAAGUUGUUGCAUUGUGUGGACCAAGCGGAGAAGGUAAACAUAGGAUAUCUAGCCAUAGUGGUUCUGGGUAUUCUACAGUACAAUCGGUUACAACUUUUAAAGGUAAAAGUACGAUCACCUCGCUGCUGGAACGGUUCUAUGAGCCGCAUGCUGGACGAGUACUUCUAGAUAAUCAAGAUCUCAGGACAUUGAAUUUGGAGUGGUUGAGAGGACAGGUAAUUGGAUUGAUAUCGCAAGAGCCGGUUCUAUUUGCUACUAGUAUAGAGGAGAACAUUCGCUAUGGGAGACCUUCGGCGACGGAUGUGGAGGUGCUAGAGGCCGCAAAACUCGCAAAUGCCCAUGAAUUCAUCACCAGCUUCCCCGACGGAUACCAAACUGUCGUUGGAGAACGUGGAGCGCAACUUUCUGGUGGCCAAAAACAGAGAAUAGCGAUUGCUAGAGCUCUGUUGAAAGAUCCUCCGAUUCUGGUCCUUGAUGAGGCGACCAGUGCUCUCGACACGGAAAGCGAACGUCUGGUGCGCGAAGCAUUGGAUCGAGCUAUGAGAGGUCGUACUGUCUUGGUGAUAGCGCACAGAUUGAGUACCAUUAGGAAUGCUGAUUUAAUUUGCGUUAUCAAGGAUAAAACGGUGCGGGAGCAGGGUACGCAUGACGAGCUAGUCAGUAGGAAAGGUGUCUACUACAACCUGAUAAAAUCACAAUUCGAAGGCGCGUAA